GUUAUGCUUCCUGCCUCCUGUCCUGCCAGCUGCACUUCAUUCUCAGAUGCUGCUGUUCAUCACGAAACACCAAUGAAGCAAUGCAAAUAGUGCUUUUUACUUUUUUGAGCGCAGACGAAGCAUAGGAUAAAACCAACAUAAGCCAAGUUGUCGGCACACCAAAAGUUGGUGUAGUUUUGAACUGGGUGAGAGAUCAUCCGUAAAAGUCUCUUCUCAGUAGCAGCAUGACCUCUCCACCUCACAGUACAGCGACGGAGUCUUCGUGGACUAUUGGACCUACAGAACUGGGGAUGAGCGAAGGUCUGCACAUGCGAAAUGACAGCGUGUGGUUCGGCAGGAGUCCCUCGGCGCCCGCGGAGCCGGCAGUGAUCACUCAACGCCCGGCAUCUCACCUCCAUCCCCGCAUGUCCGUGUACAGCGCCACCCGUCCCAUUCUCUCUAGAUCCUACUUUCAAGGACGUGUAUAUAAUUUUUUGGAGAGACCAUCGGGUUGGAAAUGCUUUGUGUAUCAUUUUACAGUAUUUCUUAUUGUGCUUUCUUGCCUGAUCCUCAGUGUGCUGUCCACCAUUGAUGAGUAUCAGACACUGGCUAAUAAAACUCUAUUCUGGGUGGAAUUAGUACUGGUAGUGUUCUUUGGUGUGGAGUAUGUGGUACGUCUGUGGUCAGCUGGAUGUCGGAGUAAAUAUGUGGGAAUUAUGGGCAGGCUUCGCUUUGCCCGAAAGCCCAUUUCUGUUAUUGACCUGAUUGUGGUAGUGGCCUCCAUUGUUGUAUUGGCAUUUGGCUCUAAAGGUCAGGUUUUUGCCACCUCUACUGUCAGAGGAGUCCGCUUUCUUCAAAUCCUGCGAAUGCUGCAUGUGGACCGACAGGGAGGAACCUGGCGGCUGCUUGGAUCAGUAGUCUUCAUUCAUCGGCAGGAACUGAUCACAACUCUUUAUAUCGGAUUCCUUGGGCUCAUCUUCUCUUCCUACUUCGUGUAUCUGGCAGAGAAGGAUGCAGUGGAUGAUAGUGGUUUCACACAGUUUAGCAGCUAUGCAGAUGCUCUGUGGUGGGGUGUGGUGACAGUAACCACUAUUGGCUACGGAGACAAGGUCCCCCAGACUUGGAUAGGGAAGACCAUUGCAUCAUGUUUCUCUGUCUUUGCCAUCUCCUUUUUUGCCCUCCCUGCUGGAAUCCUAGGCUCCGGUUUUGCUCUGAAGGUGCAGCAGAAACAGAGACAAAAACAUUUCAACAGGCAAAUUCCCGCAGCUGCAUGUCUGAUACAGGCAUCCUGGAGGUGUUUUGCCUUAGAGAACCGUGAUUCUGCCACCUAUAAGUUAUUUGUGAAAAGGAACAUGAGAAGCUCAGUGUCCAGCCCUAAAUUAAAGGUGAAGAUGAGGAAGAAAAUGAAGAGCAAUGACAGGGAUGAUGGACUGAGUUCUCCCACCAUACCUUCCAUAACGUAUGACUCUUUAGAUGAUGGGAAGGAUGGUGGACCAGAUACAGUGUGCAGUAUACAACAGUCAGAGCGGGUGCCAUCCUGGAACUCUCUAUCCUCUUUCCAGUUCUCUACACCACCAGGGAGAAAGCCUGGGAUUUUGGAAGUGCAGCCUCGGCCCACGCUCCAGAGGAGCAGCAGCAUUGCAGAUGAUAUGGAAUCCGAGCUGGAACGAGAGAUAUCGCUCGUUCCAGUCACUCAUGUGUCUCAGUUGCGGGAUUCCCACCGAGCUGCCAUUCGUGUGAUCCAGAGAAUGUUCUACUUUGUAGCCAGAAAGAAUUUCCAGCAAGCACGUAAACCGUAUGAUGUGAGGGAUGUCAUUGAGCAGUAUUCACAGGGUCAUCUCAACCUCAUGGUGCGCAUCAAGGAGCUACAGAGAAGACUGGAUCAGUCCUUAGGGAAGCUGUCUUUCUUCCAGACAAGUUCAGAGCGCAUGAAAGACAAAGGCAUAAACACUAUUGGCUCCAGACUCAACAGGAUGGAAGAGAAGAUGUCUGAUGAGGCCUUCAAGAGAGUCAAUGGCCGCAAAGCUCCAGGUCCUGAUGGCAUACACGGACGUGUUGUGAGGGCCUGUGCUGUCCAGUUAGCAGAUGUCUUCACCAACAUCUUCAACCUCUCCUUGAGACUUACAGUGAUCCCCACAUGCUUCAAGCAAACCACCAUCAUCCCUGUUCCCAAGAAAACAACUGUCUCCUGCCUGAACGACUACAGUCCAAUAGCACUGACAUCAGUCAUCAUGAAGUGCUUCGAACGGCUAGUCAAAUCCCACAUCUUCUCUUCUCUGCCUUACACCUUGGACCCAUUACAAUUUGCUUACCGUUCUAAUAGAUCCACUGAUGACGCCAUUGCAAUGGCCAUACACUCUGCACUAGAACACUUGGAGGGAAGAGACACCUAUGUGCGGAUGUGGUUUGUUGAUUACAGCUCUGCAUUUAACACCAUCAUCCCUACCAAACUCAUAGCCAAACUGAAAAAUCUGGGUCUUAACAGUCACUUAUGUAACUGGGUCCUGGACUUCCUGACCGGCAGACCCCAGGUGGUCAGAAUUGGCAAUCACACAUCCUCCUCACUUAUACUCAGCACUGGUGCCCCACAGGGAUGUGUCCUCAGUCCUCUCUUGUACUCCCUGUUGACUUAUGACUGCUCUGCUAAGCAUAGCUCCAACACCAUCAUCAAAUUUGCUGACGAUACAACUAUCCUUAGACUCAUCACCAAUGGCGAUGAGACAUCCUACAGAGAUGAGGUUAAUGCACUCACAGCAUGGUGUGCUGAUAACAAUCUCUCUCUAAACGUCAGCAAGACCAAGGAGAUGAUUGUGGACUACAGGAAGUUACAGAGAGAGGGUCACGUUCCCAUUCAUAUCAAUGGAGAGAUAGGAGACACAGUUAAGAGAUACAAACUGAAGAUGUUUAGCAUCUACUCUAACAUCAUGUCAAACUUCUACCACUGCACUAUAGAGAGCAUUCUGACCAGCUGCAUCACUGUAUGGUACGGCAACUGCUCUUUCUUGGACCGCAAAGCUCUUCAGCGAGUGGUGAGAACAGCAGAGCUCAUCAUUGGACAUAAACUCCCAGCCUUACAGGACAUCUAUCAAACUCGCUGCUUGAAAAAGGCUCGCAGCAUCAUCAAGGACCGCACUCACCCUGCUCAUCACCUCUGCCCAGGCAGGCAUGGCCGACAACUCCAAGUCAGAUUCGGAAGCAGUGACAACAACCGAGGGGGCAGCCCCACUAAAUCCUCAGAGGCUGAUAACCCAUCCCCCGAUGCAGCAAUUGACAUCGAAUCCUCGGGCGCUGCACCCGAAAGACAAGCUGGGGCCACUGUAAGACGGCCCAGCAGAAUCAAUUGGCAGCUGCACGGGACAUGCACUGAAGGAGGAGUGAGAUGUCAGUGGGGCAUGGCCCAGCGGGGAAGCUCUCACUAUAACCCUCAGAUCUCUCAGAGCGCCAGCCGGCGGUCCCCUGCUCGAGCCAGAGAAACCGGGACAGGUGGCGACAGAGGGAUCUGCUGCAUUCCCAUUGAGGAGUGA
Carassius gibelio (silver crucian carp) is the source of this 3503-nucleotide messenger RNA. RefSeq lists its product as uncharacterized. Bases 225 to 3503 code for a protein of 1092 amino acids. The record is from RefSeq and is a predicted model, not a curated record. The transcript is spliced from 20 exons. Lineage: Eukaryota; Metazoa; Chordata; Actinopteri; Cypriniformes; Cyprinidae. Gene Ontology annotation, biological process: transmembrane transport; potassium ion transport. Gene Ontology annotation, molecular function: voltage-gated potassium channel activity. Gene Ontology annotation, cellular component: membrane; voltage-gated potassium channel complex.